AACCGAUUUAAAAGUCAGUGACAGUGCAUGCGAGCCUGUCGUGUGCAACAUGGACGACGAUGGGCUGCCGAUUAUCGGGCACGGCGUUGAUUAUACCAAGGUCCCACCGAUCCAACAGAAGCGGACUCUAGCUUUUCUCAACUAUUUCCUAACAAGGACGACUUCGUUUCUCAAUCAUUUCGCAACUGUCUGUGAUGAGAAACUGGAAGACCUACUCGUCAGAAUACAGCGACUGGAAGCAUCUAUGUGCAUCUUAGAGGCGAAACUUUCUUCAAUUCCUGGCCUCGAGAAUGUAACAACCAGUGCAACUGAAGCCAAGCCGGAGGCGAAUGAUCAGCAGACUACAACGCAGGCCACGGCUGGACAGAGCCAGUCAAACCAGCCACAGGCAAAUGGUCCCACAACUGACACAAAAGCUGAACCCCUCCAGGCAGCAGCCACUGCAACACAGCCUCCAGCUGCACCAACAAACACGGUCUCCAAGGAUCCUAGGUUUUCAAAGUACUUCAAGAUGCUCAACUUUGGUAUUCCUCUGGGUGCUGUUCAAAUCAAGAUGCGGCAAGAAAAUGUGGAUCCCAGCAUAUUAGACAAUCCUGAUGCACCAGCACCCCCGGGUGCUCCAACUUCUCCCUGUCCCGCUGACGACGACAGCUCCGACGACAGUAGCCUGAGCAACUGAUGCGACAAAUUUGUGCACCGGCACCCACAUUCCAUGCAGAGUGGCGAACCUGCACCUUGGUACAUCCUCGCCACACUUGUAUUCAUGCCAAAGCAAGCCGCCGUGCUCAAAGAAGACAUUCAGCUAGCUUCAAAGCACCUGUGAAGAAGCCUUACAGGGAGCCAGUGUCACCGCAACUUGCUGCAAUGUGGUGUUACGGCACGUAACACUCGCCGUUACUUGACAAAAGUGUGCUGCAGUCUUUGGGGCUGUGUGCCCAUGCUGAUCAAUAUUGUGACCUUAAGUGUCACUUGCAGUCACAGUCGCUCUUUGUGUCAGUUCAGGCAGCUUAGUGUGCAAGGAAUAUUUGUGUUGGCCAAAAGAUCUUUCAGGAGGGUCGCAGGGUAGAUGGUAGCAAUCUAAAUACUGAACUGUGGGAGGGUACUCGUACUAGCAGCUUCACAGAUGUUCAUGAAUGGAUGGGAUGCACUGGAAUAAUUGAGACAAUAACCAUAGUUUUUAUAGUUGAAUGUUGAGACUCGUAAACAGCUACGGGCAUGCAGGAAGAGUGCAGAUGCUCUUUUGGGUGAAUGAAGUGUUGUUGGUGCAGGCCAGUACAGCUCUGUGAAUUGGCAUCAAAGCAGUCUUGUUGGCUUCCUGAAUCUGGUAUUGAAAGAGAUUACAGGGUGUGAUGCUGUUGUUUCAUUUCUCUGCGCCACUGGCUUGUACCUGCUGCUUUGUGAAGCAGCAAUGCGCGAUGCGUGUAUGCUUUAGAAAUGUUUUGUAAUAGUAAUAGUGUUGAUGGCUUGCUCGUGGAUUCAUUUCCUGCCCGUGUCGGUGCACUUUGGGGUAGUUGGUACUUUUGCACAAGAAGGGGAGGCCCGUUAACAUUCCUCUAACAGAAAGUGUAUUGUCUGUGCAUGCAGACCCAGUCUUCCGAGUGAUUUCAUAUUACAAGUGCAAAACUAAGCACAAAUUGUACGUCAUAUAGUUGCUUGUGCCGUAUACAUUCAUUAGAGAGUUUUAGAAACAGCAUAGUGAAGCGACUUUGUGUACGCAAAGACCCAACCUUCAUUGUAGGCCCUUUGCAUUCUUUUGUAAGCGUGGUGGUCUGCGUCUCCUAACUUUGGGUGCACAAUAUCUAAAACUUCCUAUUGUCUGUAACCUAAAGUGAUGCUUGGCUGUUAUGUUCCUGUGUUACUGAACCAUAUACGACUUAUUAUUUUUUUAUUGCCCCCUUUCUUUUGGCUGCGUGGAAGUUCCAAGCCACUGCACUGAAAGGGAUGUUUGAUGCUUUCUUCAGAAGGGGUGUGACUGUUCGCUGAAACAGUGAGAAAUGUGAUGGCAUAGCCACCACAUGCCGAAGUGUUGCAUGAAGCAUCCCAAUGUGACACCGACUUUUAAAGUUCCUCUUUCGUCCUUGCUUUCAGCAUGUAAAUGAAAAAUACUCUUGUGUUUGUAUGGGUGGACACUUUGGAUGGAGCCGAAAUCGUGGCUCCUUCAAUUAUUGUGAUCCUCGCAGUAGCGUUUCGAUCACCAAGUUUCUUGUGUAUCGGCAUGUUUUCAGCGGUAGCAGGCAGACAGUUGAAAUGUUUGCAAGUUUCUCUAGUCCAUGUUGUUCGUCCCCGUUUCUUGCUUUUCAUGAGUAGAUAGCAUGUCUAAAAUCGCCUGCCAUGUAGAAUCCCAGCAUAACUAUUUAGCAUGAUGACGUGGAACCGCAUUAAAAGCUCGUCAACUCUGUUUUUUUUUAUCUAUAGUUUCUUGCUGUUCAUGACUGCGUGCUGUCAAAAUUACCUGCAUGCCGCAGUAAAAUUCAUGAUUUGGGUAUUUAUCAAGGUUGUAAGGAGCCACUACAUGAAAUGCUUCUUAAUCUUAACCUGCUCGAAGUGCAAAGCAGCAAGAACAGUGUAUUUGUGCUGUAGCAUUUGAUGUCAAAACGUGAAGGAUUGAGUCAUCUGACCUUUUGCAUCUCGCACGUAAUCUGUGCAGAAGCUGUAGUAUUCGUCAAUUCAUUCUAAUGGUGCAAUGCUUGGAAACUUCUGGAUUUCCAGAGUAGAGCAAACCCCGCACCCUCCAUCACCGUGUGAUUUUUAUUUUAUUUAUUUAACAAUACUGUUGGCCGAAGGCAUUGGUGGCAUUGGUGCGUCUUGAACUCCUUUGUUCAUAGAAUCGCGUUUAUUCGCAGUCAGGCACAUGGUAGUGUGCAGGUCACACUUGAAGCACUUUCCGCUUAUGUGCGAUUCCCAUGGCAUUAAUUGCAUUGCACAUUUCGUACUGAAUGAAAAUGAGACGUGGAACAGGAAAUUACAACACGUAGGCAUUCUUUUCUCGGCUAUGAUUAACUGUAGUGCGUCUACCUGCCUUGUUAGCCUGAUCAUUUUGCUUCUGCACUAAUGCUGUUACUGUCACACUCGUAAGGUACCGGCGUUUUUUAAUUUAACAGCCAUGUCAUGUCGAACUAAUUGGUGUGUUUACAAGAAACAGCCGGAAAGUCCAAAUAAUUCGGAUUUUCUGUUAUAGACAGGGUAGAAUCAGCACACUUGUACUGCACGAAGAGUCAAGAAGCAUUUGGGACAGAAAAUUCCAAGGUUAUCUUGAGAAUGUAUGGCAUACUACGUAGUUAGAUGCUAUCCUCUGAUGCCCAUUUCUGAAGAUUAUCAUCUACUACUUAACACAUGUAUGUACAUUGAAAUAAUUUAUUUGAUUGUGCAAAAUAAAGGUGUGUACUUCCGUUCUGUGUACCUAGGAUGACGUAGCAGUACUAAUAAAACUCCACUGUGUUUAUUUUUCCCAUAGUGCUGUAUGGAAAAGAAAAAAAAUACUACUUGUCGUAAAGUCAAGUUUGCGCUGUGUUCCCACAAGGAUUAUCAUGUCAUAUGCCACGCCUUCUGUGUUAGCAGUUCCCAGUAAAAAAAAAAGCUCCGUUUUGGCACUUGUAUUAUUGCAAGCCCUCACUAUUUAUAUUUUUCAAUCAGUAUGCUGAUUAGUAUGAUUAGUAUGCUGAUCAGUAUGCUGCAUUUCACUUGCUUCAUGCUCAAGCACAUGUACACUUUUAUUUCUUACGUCCACAGUUCAUCGUCGUGAUGCACUACGCUUUUGACUUCACAGGCAAAUCUGCGAGCCGUUGGGUUCUCCAUGGCACCCACAAUUUUCAGUUGCCAACGCUGAUUGUUGAGAAUGCUUGUUCACAGCUUCUAGCAACACUUCAUUAAUGCUGUGUGACAUUGGGUCCUGCAGAGCAGACUUUAGUUUUGCAUUGUUACGAACAGCGCAUAAUGGGAGACAAUAACACGUCUUCCAUGUUUUCAUCUGCCGUUAUGCGCUGUUUGUAAUUAUGCAAAACCAACUCGGCCAAGAUUGCACCUUUACAGACUUUAGUAGUGUUGAAUAAACUUAUUUCAUUGCCUGUGGUAACGUAUUUGAAACACCAUUACAUGGCAACAAUAUAUCAACUUUCAAAAAAAUUCUCUUUAAUGCUUUCAAGGUCUUGAAGAUAAUCUUUGAGACAAACUAGCAUUAAAAUCAAAUCACGUUCGUGGACUGUUGCUAUCAUCUCUUGCCCAAAUUUUACAACAUGUACAAGGUUGAUUGUCUCGAGUUUCAUGAUGAUCCACUUAACACUGCAGCAAAAGCAAUGCUGUUACGUGAGGACUUUGUGGCUAAGCCCUCAGCAAAGCGAAUUGGAAUGCGUGCACUAUUUAUUAACCCCAUAGCUGACAAAUGAUUCCAGCUCCAUACUCCAUUGAGGGCACUUUCGUAUGAAAUUCAGUGUCGUACCUCGCAUGUUUAGUCACUUGAUUUCUGAAUGUGCCUGUUCAUAUGCGAAGCUGUUUCUUUUUCCCACUUUGUUUACACUAGACCAAGGGCUGGAGCCGUUUGUGAUAUGUGAAGGCAUUGUGAUAUACUGGUAGCUUGGUGAAGUCUGUAUUUGUAUUCGCCUGCAUUUUACAAGACAAUGUGAAGCAGGUGAAUGGGCUGUUUGCAGUUAUGUAAUGUAUAAAGAAUACAUAUCAUUGGAUAAACUGGACUUGUAUUUGUCAAUAAAUGGGCGGGAAAUCUG
Molecule: messenger RNA, 4718 nt
Organism: Dermacentor albipictus
Lineage: Eukaryota; Metazoa; Arthropoda; Arachnida; Ixodida; Ixodidae
Gene: CCDC53
Product: Coiled-coil domain containing 53
Biological process (GO): exocytosis; actin filament polymerization
Cellular component (GO): WASH complex
Source: RefSeq, a predicted model, not a curated record